AUGACUGUCAUUAUGAACAAACCGGACUAUGUUGAGAAAGCACAGGCACUGCUCGCAGAUACAAUCACUUACCAACAGGUGGCAAUAGACCCAACGCUGCAGCUAGGUAAUAGGUUUACCCAGAUACUGAAGAGACGAAAGGAUUGUAUUCACAGAGAUGUCAAGCCAGAAAACAUUCUAAUUACUAGACAGGGAGUCAUUAAGCUCUGUGACUUUGGAUUUGCCAGAAUACUAACAGGUCGAGGAGAUGAUUACACUGACUAUGUAGCAACCCGUUGGUACCGAGCACCAGAGCUCCUUGUGGGAGAUCCACACUAUGGGGCAACAGUAGAUAUCUGGGCUGUAGGUACUGUCUUUGCAGAGCUGGUGUCUGGACAAGCAUUAUGGCCUGGGAAAUCAGAUGUGGACCAAAUCUACUUGAUAAUAAGGACUCUGGGUAAACUCAUCCCAAGGCAUGAGCAUAUAUUCAGGAAUAACCAAUUUUUUCGGGGUGUUAGUUUACCUGAACCAGACCCUGAGGAUAUGGAACCCCUAGAAGAUAAAUUUCCAAACCUAAACCCUCAUGCUUUGAUGUUCAUGAAGAGUUGUUUGAAGAUGGAUCCAGAGGACAGAUGCAGCUGUGAAGACUUGCUUGAAAACGCAUACUUUGAUUUAUAUCGAGAUGAAAAUGAAAAAUCCAGGCAAUGGCUUGAUGGCCGGAAUCGCAAAAGACAGCAGCUUUUGCCUCAGCUUCCUGGUAAUAAUGGGUCACCAGCACCAGAUCCCAGAAAGCAGGUUCGUCAGCAACGGUUUGAUCACCUUCCUACCAUCUGACAAUCUCUAUCAAGCCUCAGUACGGUUCUGAAGUG
Molecule: messenger RNA, 848 nt
Organism: Rhincodon typus (whale shark)
Lineage: Eukaryota; Metazoa; Chordata; Chondrichthyes; Orectolobiformes; Rhincodontidae
Product: cyclin-dependent kinase-like 4
Exons: 7
Coding region: 1-813 (270 amino acids)
Biological process (GO): intracellular signal transduction; protein phosphorylation
Cellular component (GO): nucleus; cytoplasm
Molecular function (GO): MAP kinase activity; ATP binding
Source: RefSeq, a predicted model, not a curated record